GGUCGCGCAGGGAAGCUGUGGCUACCUGAUAUUCGUCUAAGCCCGUCCCUACCCGGUUUUUGCCGCGAUAACUGGCAAAGCACCAUACGGAAAUAUGUCAACCUCCACGAGGAUUACACCGACCUUGAGCCUUGGAACGGCCGUGAGACUGCUGAUAUCACCUACUCCGACAGUGAAGGGAUUCUCACCGCCUUACUCAUUGAUAAGGGGUAUUUAGAUGACACAUGGACCGGAGCGAGACCGCAUUAUUUUCUAGAGAUUAAGACUACGACGUCCUUUUGGGAGACCCCAUUCUAUAUGAGCAGGUAUCAGUAUGAACGGAUGCGAACCAUGCGCCACGUUGACACUGAAAAUGACAACCAGGCAUCUGUGUACGUGAUAAUUAGGGUGUAUAAUCUGGGCCGUGGUUCGGUGGGGAUGAAGGUAUAUGUUAAUCCGGGGCUUAUGGAGGUGAGGGGAGAGCUGGUGUUCAUGACUGAGACGUGGUCUGUUGUCCCGGGACCAGUGUUGGGGGUGGCUACCUAG
This is a messenger RNA of Aspergillus novofumigatus IBT 16806, 525 nucleotides long. RefSeq lists its product as uncharacterized. The annotation marks the transcript as partial. Lineage: Eukaryota; Fungi; Ascomycota; Eurotiomycetes; Eurotiales; Aspergillaceae. The transcript has 2 exons. The record is from RefSeq and is a predicted model, not a curated record.